AGCCAAAUCUGGGAUACCCCUGGACGUGGUAUUUCGAUUCCAGAUCAAUAUGGCCUUGCAAGAUAUCGGACACAUGGCUAGGACGGAAAAAUUCAGUGAUAUGACACUUCCACUAUUAUGGUUUGAAAUCGGAAUGUACGAUCUACCGAACUCGAUGUUUAUACGUUUCUGGAUUUAUCUAAACGUUUUGGUGACUAUGGAGAAAUUAGCGAUGUAUUUGCUAUUCUCAUCCGGCGUAAUGCUACUCAUUUGGUGCGUAGUAAGAAUAAUAUCUUAUCAGGCAAACGGAUCACCGGAAGAAGGAGUGGAAAAAGAAAUAAAAAUGAGACAAAAACGAGUCGAGAAGGACACAUGUAUCGAUAAAAAGGCUACAGAGAUGGACGUGUAUAGCUCGCUUUUGAUUCUCGACGAUGUGAAUCUGACAUCAAUAACAGUGUAAUAAUUAUAUAAGUGAUAGCCGUAAUAUGGGAGUGAGCAAAACAUUUUCUCUUCAAUUGUUCGGUUAUAUUUAAGUUUUUUUUUAUUAGUUAGAAAAAUGCGCACGUGAUCAUUUAAAUAUUAAAAAUUCUGCAGAUUCUAAUAAAGAGAGGAAGACAAAAGAUUCUUCCUCCUCAAAAAAGA
Nylanderia fulva is the source of this 621-nucleotide messenger RNA. NCBI's taxonomy places the organism in Eukaryota, Metazoa, Arthropoda, Insecta, Hymenoptera, Formicidae. The record is from RefSeq and is a predicted model, not a curated record.